UAAAUUCGUCAACCGAUUAUUGAUAACAUAAAAAGAACAAUCGAUUCCCCCGCCCUCGCCUUAUCAGCUGUUUGGCUGAGAUUGUUGUGUGGCUUUCGCUUGCCAAAUGAAAAACACACGAAAUUUACAAAAACAAUGCAGAUAAAGCCCAUAAUAACAUACUCUGGCUCGUGCCCGCUGUUCCGAUCGCUGGAGUCCCAGAUCCUGAAUGCGAUUCCACUGGACACUUGCGAGUGGCGACGCACUUUCCAACGCCCCACGAAACAUGUUCGCUUGGAGGCCCAGGCGCAGCAGUUCAAUGUUGCGGCCUUGGAGAAGUACAAGCAGGGUGACUGGAGCAUCUUGGAGCAUCCCAUACUGCACAUCUUUGUCACCGAGUGCAAUGAUGUGGACACCUAUAAAGCAACGAUCAGGGAGGCAAUCGACAUUUGGUUAAAAACAUUAACCAGUUAUGGCGUCUCGGAUUGGAUGAUUCUGUUGGUCGAAACAUUGGACAUGCGGAAGACAAAGAACUUCAUGCCACGCACUACUGUGCUGGAUAAGAUACGGUUGGAUUUUGGCACCAAGAACGACGACCGCUGCAUCUCAGUUCUGAACCCGGCAAAGUUUGAACAGAAAUCCACGGAGUCCUUUCGCUGCUUAGUGCAGCGUAUCCGCUUUCUAAUGCUCACCAGCUAUAAUCGGAACAUAGUUAAGUACGAGGAAUUAAUACGGAGCAAGCGCGAAAAGCGAAACAUUGAAGGCUGGGACUUCCGACAGUACUUCUUCAUGCAGGAAGACCUGGCGUUGAUUUUCGAAAAGUUGGAAUUGCCCACCGAGGCGUUGAUACAAUACGAUGAGCUAGACGCCAUGUUCUCGCAGUUCAUAACUCACACUGGUCUCAACGAGAAGCAGCAGUGGUUGAACCAUUUUCGCAAGCCCCUGGACGCUUUUCAUGGUAUAUGUCUGACCCGAGCGGACAAGUUCGAAAUGAGGAACAAGAUCCGCGAUGAAGGCGUCUCCCUAUUAGAAUUCCGCAACUAUCUUUUCGAACGGCAAGCCUAUUUGCUGCUUACGUGCAAUGACAUUCCGGAAAUCGCGAAGAGGCUUCUGAACUUUUUGUUUUCCACGCUGCGCGAGGUGGAGUUCAUAAAGCUGGAGUGUCAGGAGGGCGCUCUUUGCUGCUGGGAGUUCGUUUGUGCUCUGGAAGUCCUGCAGCUGUGCGAACAGGCCAUGGAACCCAACGAGCUAACCUGUUUCCAGCACUGUGCUCCCAUCUGGAACUUGGCCAAGGAUAAGCUCUACGAGCUCGGCAAACUGUGUGGCCUCUUGCCCGGCUGCACGCCAACUUCGGAGCAGUUGCACAUAGUGGUGCAGCUAUCGUCGGGAAUUGGAGAUGCGCCGUCCGAGCAGCAUCAGUUUCUCCAGGCGACACCUCAGCUACGAGAACGGUCUCCCAAUCGUAAGCCCAAAAAAUCGGGGGCUGAGCAGCUAAAGGAAGCCCUGGGCUCGAACCAAGCCUUCCAAAAGCUCUACCUGGAGCUGGCAGAGCUGGCCAUCAGUACGUACAAGCAUGUGACACGCUUGCGAUCGGCCCGUUUGGUUGGUCUGGACCUGGGAAACUUCUACUGCGCUCUAAAUGAGCCGCAUAAAGCUGUUGGCUUCUUUACGGAUCUUCUCAGGGAGCUGAAGGCAGAGAACUGGCACAUGCUGAGCUCGCAGACGCUGCUUGAACUAGCUAACUGCUACCGCAAGAUGGGCGACUCGUUGGCCUACACCAAGACAUGUAGCUCCAUCUCGUGUUGCGCCGAACUAGAGACAUUGGUGCGAACCUUUUACUUCGACGAGUUUCUCAAGUCACUGAAAACACUUAAGACGACGCUUUCGGCACAGCCGUCGAUAGAGAAUGCCAACUAUUGUGUACUGGAGGAUCACUUUCGCAUUCUGGACAUCGAGGUUGUUAACCAGAAACCUAUUAUACAGGAUGAUUACAUUCUAGUGCAGCUAAAAGUAGAGAGUCUCUAUCCGCGAGGAGUCGUAGCUGAAAAUGUUAAGCUUUGUUACGAAUUGGAAGCUUCGUCUCUGGAGCUGGCCAUGGAGAAUGUCAGCCUAACUGCCUCCCCGUCGACCGUAAAGGCCAAGGACACCUCAUCACGAUUGAAAGUUUCGCUUCAGCUAGUCUACAAACAGGACAAUCGCCUGCACUCUGCCGCUGUGGCCUGCGACUUGCCAAAAAGCAAGCAACCCGUGCGACGCACAAGCAGCACCAAGCGCAAACUUUCGCCAAGUGUCCAGGCGGACUUCACCAACUUUGUUCAAGCGGAGAAUAUUGCCCUUCAGCCGGGCGUAAACGUAAUUGAGAUGAAGGCAAAGGCCACUCGAGUGGGCUGCUGGCAAUUCAAACAGCUAUGUAUCAGCAUGUCCAGCCUGGAGUUCUUGUCGGAACAGUUGCCAUUUACACCUGCCACCUUUGAGAUUAGCACCAAGCCGGCAAGUGCCUCGCUGGAGUUCAAGACUCUGAUAGCUGGCAUUGUGCAGCCGAUCAGCCUAAAUGUUUCCGGUGGCAGUUUCAUCUUUCCGCCCGAUGCAAAAAUCACACUGCGCUGCUCCAAGAAUCUUCGCAUUCGCCAGGCGCGAAAUACGGAGGAUGAAGCAGCGUAUAAUGAUGACCAAUCCUUUGAAAGCACGCUACAAGUGCCAUUAGUGCAAUUCAAGUCGUUCGAGGAACGUAGAAUCCCACUGGAGGUUCUCACUGAUAUGCCGGGCCGAAAGGUGUCUAAACACCAUGAGCAUCACAUUGCCCUCAAUUGUCCAUGGUCUCGAACUGAGCUCCCGAUCGCCGUUGAUUUUCAACCAGCCAUGGAGGCCACUUGCCGGCUUCAUACGUGUGGCACUCAGAAGUUCCUACAGGUGAUCAUGAAGGGCAUGGACGCGCAUCUCCUUUUGCAGCACGCUCAGGUCAAGUGCGAUGUGCCCGGUGUGCAAUUGUUGGAUCUUAAUCCCGAGUCCCAGCAGCCCAUUGAAAUCUACAAAUCCCUGACUGUUACCUAUCUGUAUGAGAUUCAAGUUGAGCCCCUCAAAACGGAGCACGAGCUGCCCGUCGUCAAAGUGCAUUUUGUAAUCAAAUACGCAUCGCUGUCGCAGCCUGAUGUGUGGAGAACGUAUGGCUGUGCUUUUGAUCUUGUGGACUACACAACGCUAUUUAAGCUGCAAGCGCAGCUGGAACCCAAUGAGCUGUGCCGUCUGCGCACCGUGUGCAACAUGAACUUGAAGAUCACCAAGGUGCAUGAGAAUCCCUACACGGAUCUCAUGUACGAGGUGCUUAACGAUCAGAAUCUGUGGGCCGUUUGCGGUCGCUCAGCGGAUAUGGGUGUCGUAUCCAUGAAGGACGUCGACAGUCAUUCCAUAUCGCUGGAUGUGAUGCCGCUGAGCACCGGCUUUCUGCCAAUGCCCAGCAUUCGAUUGUCCAAAUACACAGCCGGUGGCAAAAGUAAGACCGAUGGCCACUCCAAGGUGCAUCCCUUUCCGCCCGGUCAAGUCUACAACUCCACGAAGAGCAUGCAGAUCCAUGUCAUCGCAAGUGUGGCGGGGGAUCAAUAAGAAGCCAAAUUGAAAACGAAUUAAUUGCAAUGUACUCAUAGCACAUAUGGCCCAUGGCCAAGUAUUAUUAAUUAUUUAUCGCCCUACUAUAAAGUAGUAAAAAUUGAAAAUCAAA
Molecule: messenger RNA, 3694 nt
Organism: Drosophila simulans
Lineage: Eukaryota; Metazoa; Arthropoda; Insecta; Diptera; Drosophilidae
Gene: SIDL
Product: trafficking protein particle complex subunit 10
Exons: 7
Coding region: 136-3579 (1147 amino acids)
Biological process (GO): intra-Golgi vesicle-mediated transport; early endosome to Golgi transport
Cellular component (GO): TRAPPII protein complex
Source: RefSeq, a predicted model, not a curated record